Fomitiporia mediterranea MF3/22 is the source of this 396-nucleotide messenger RNA. RefSeq lists its product as uncharacterized. The record is from RefSeq and is a predicted model, not a curated record. The annotation marks the transcript as partial. The transcript has a single exon. Lineage: Eukaryota; Fungi; Basidiomycota; Agaricomycetes; Hymenochaetales; Hymenochaetaceae.
AUGUCUAGCUCAAAGCUGUUUUGGCUGUUUGGUUCUCCAGGAUCUGGCAAAACAUCGAUUGCGCAUACAGUCGCCCAGAUCUUCGACGAGCACCAUCGUCUUGCAGGAUGCUUCUUUUGCGACAGCAGCGAUACGGACCGCCGGUCUCCAAAAGCAAUUAUGCCUACUAUUGCAUAUCAACUCGCUAAGUGGCACGAAGAUUACCGUUCGAUAAUUCUUGACAUCCUUCAGAGCCGUGGCGAGCUCGAUAUUUAUGCAGGCAUUCAACGUCAAUUCGAUCUUCUUGUUUCUCAACCAAUUAGCGGGUCAUCCGUUCGCCUUCCGCCAAAGCAUAGGCCUCUCAUUAUUGUUCUGGAUGCAUUAGACGAGAGCUGCGAUUCUGUCAACUCCAGACGC